AUGGCCGCCCAAAGAUCCAGCCCGGAGGAUCCGUCCGGUCUCCAGCACGGGCCGUUCCAGACACCGACCGAGAGGGCCCGGCUGGCGGCCGCCGUGCAUCAGGUUUUUGGGGGGCAACCGUGGGGCGGCUGCUGCUCAGACGUUCUCUCGGAGGUCCUGCCGGAAGCAGGGCAAAGGUGCUCUCUGAAGCUGCAGCUUUUCUGGGACUUCCAGCUUCUGGACUCUGACCACGACGGCUACCUCUCCUCCCGAGAGGCUGAGCUUUUGCUGGCCCAGGUUCCGGGGGCACAGGCCACGGGAGAGGCCGGGCAACGGUUCCUCCAGAGCCGCAGGCCUGGCGUGGCCUGGAGGGACAUCGAGGACUGGCUCUCCCGGGGUCCCCCGCUGCCUCCCGAUGGAGCCGGCACACAUUCAAGGAGGAGUUACUACAGCGGGCAGGGUGCUGGUAGCCAGGUGAGCACCCCUCUGCCUCUCUGGGGUGCAAGAAGACAGACGGAACCACUCCUUGAACGGUGGGACCCGGGAGGUUUCGCCGCCCCGCUUGGGGAGCAGUUUUCGGGAACGGUGGCAGAGCUGGAACGCAAAUACCGUGUGCUUCGGAGGAGGCUCUGCGCCGAGAUGUUGCAGGCGCAUUAUGGUGAGCUGUGACGGGCCAAGGUCGUGAGAUUCCCCUCUUUUUGCUCUGGGGAGAAUUAUGCUAGACAGGAGCGCCACUUCUCCUGCGGUGGACUUCCCCGGGGGGGGGUGUCCUUGUCUGCUUUUGCUCUUCCUCCCUAGAACCUGUGGCCCAACCUGGCCUCGCUCUGGACAUCCCAGGCUGAAAACAGCCCCCC
Messenger RNA from Pogona vitticeps (central bearded dragon), 833 nucleotides. Lineage: Eukaryota; Metazoa; Chordata; Lepidosauria; Squamata; Agamidae. The record is from RefSeq and is a predicted model, not a curated record.